Chelonus insularis is the source of this 2147-nucleotide messenger RNA. RefSeq lists its product as uncharacterized. NCBI's taxonomy places the organism in Eukaryota, Metazoa, Arthropoda, Insecta, Hymenoptera, Braconidae. The record is from RefSeq and is a predicted model, not a curated record. The coding region runs from base 271 to 2022 and encodes 583 amino acids. The transcript is spliced from 3 exons.
UUGACCAAUCUUUCUACAACUUGGGUGUUAACGAAGGAUACAAUUGGUCAAAAACAACCCCUCCAACAUAAACUUACUCAAAAAUUAACAGAGUUUUCAAGACGAAGAAUUUGGGAUCCCACUUGGAAAAUCUAUCUGGUCAGAUCAAAGUGUACUACGUUACUACAAAGUUCGCUUAGAGAACCAGAGGUUGUGUGGAAAUUAAUUUUCUGGAAACUUAGUACUUUGUGGAUUUCUCAUGGUUUAAUUAAUAAAAUUACGUCAUCUAAAAUGAGUAAUAUAUUGAAUAUACUUUUGAGAAAACGUAAAGAAUACCGAAUUGGUUCAAGACCAAUAGAUUCAGUUGUUGCAUCAACUUCAAAGGCUCAAAAUUUCGAGAUAGAGAAUGCACGGUAUCCUCCAAUGACGUCAAUUACUGAAAUGAUGUAUGGGUUACCAAAAGCAAUUAAUAAAAUCGAACAAACACCUUCAUCGUCUUCUAAAACAAAUGAAUCUCCAGCUAGAAAUGGCAAUUUCGUUAAAAGAAUGGUUGCUGCUUUCGAGCGCAAAUGUAAAAAUAAUGGACGCAGAAAUAGUAGGCGAACAACACCAAAAUCAAAGAAAAGCUGUGUAGUUGCUAAUGAAGAAUUUUUCAUAAAACAAACACCUAUGAAUAAAACAUUUAUAAUUAAACCGCGAUGCAGAAGUGUUGAUAGACUACCACACGCAUCAGAACAAUCUCCAUUUUUCCAAGAUGAAGAUCCUAGUGAAAUCGUCGAUUUAACGUUUGAGAUAGAUGAAGAGCAGCCUAGUGAAAGAAAGAUCACAUUUUCACGGAAAAAUGAUCAAGUUGAUAAAGCAAGUGAAAAAAAUUCCAUCACAUCAUGUGGAAAAUCAGAUUUGAGGAAGAAAAGAGAAAAAUCUCCAAAGAUUGUUGGUGCCUUUUUGAAGAAACCAAUCGAAGUUGAAGAAACCAAAAUAGACUGGAUUCCAAUAACAAACCAACGGUUACCAAGAAACCAUUCUUUUCAGAAAAUUAUGUCAUUAUUAUUGGGAAAAAAGUAUGCAAAUAAAAGUAGCCAAUUUUACUGUUCGGUAAAUCCAACAAAUGAAAAAGUCCGAAGACACCGAGAUUCUGGUGAUGAUGAAAAGACCUCCUCUGGAUCAUCACCUGGAUCUUCUAAAACUUGUCAAAAUGGCACAUCUGUUUGCCAAAAUACGAAACCUACGAAUCAACAGAAAAAUAUUCAAGUAUCAACUUUCCAAUCACAAUCAUCAACAAGUAAAAAGCCUGACAAAUUUGAAGAAGAUGAUUAUCCUACUCUACAAGAUUUAGCAAAAAAACUUAUGUUAAAAGAAGUUCCAAGAUCAGAAGUUCGCCUUUCAUUGGGUCCUCUUUUCCCUACUCAAGCAAGAGCUGAUAAAUUUGUAUGCCAAGAAGCUACAGUGAAUGAAAACGAAGAAGAAAAUGUUUCAUAUGAAAGUGAGGAGAUAAAUCAAAGUCUCUUAUUACUUCCUUUACCAAAACAUCCGUUUAUCACUCCAUUACCGAAACACCCAUUUGUAUCUGAAUCUUCAAUAAAUAGGGAGCCCUCCGAUUCAAUAAUGUCCAGCGAACAGUUUCGUCAAAUUGACAUGAGACAAAUGCUUUCUUUGAAAUACCCAUCGUCAGAAAUUAUUCAUGAUGUUCCAAGGAACCCUUGGUCUAUAUCGAGUCCUGAUAUUGGCCCUAAAGAUAAACAUAGCAACAAUGAUGAUAGUUAUGUUUUACCGCCACUUCGAAUUCCAGUACGACGAAAAUCAUGUAUUUUGGAAGAUGCUAUAUCUCUAAAAAGAAGAAGUGUUGACUUGGAAUCAGCUUUAGUUGUUAAAUCAAACUUUUACGCAUGCCCUGAUGAAAACCAAUUUGCUACAGUCAAACCAAGGAAUAAUAAGGUUUCACCCAGUCAAGAGUUGCUGCGAUCAAUGACAGAUGAUGAUAAUUAUCAACUUCAAUCUCCUUAUUUCGUGAACCGCCGAUCUGAUUUUAAUCGUGUUUUUUAAAUUUAAUUAUAUAUUAAUAUAUAUAAUAAUUAGUUGAGUGUUUAUGUCUUUAAUUUAAUAUUUAUUAUCGACUUUUUGUUGUAGAUAAUUGAUUUUUAAUACUUAUUCAAAUGAUUAUUAACUUC